AUGUAUGCAAAGGUCUUUCUUAUAACGGCUACGUUAGCCGUCGUAGCAGCACGUCCUCAAGAUGGCCACAGCCACGGUCACGGCCACGCUUAUUCAUCGCAGAGCAUCGUAGUGCACCACACUUACCAAGAGCCAAAGCACCAUGAAUAUAAAUAUGUUCAGCAAUCUUCCGGCCACCAAGAACUACACAAGAGUCAAGGUCAUCACGAAACGCACAAGGCUAUCUCCUCUCAGCAGAUCCAUCGUCAUGAUGUGCCUUCCAAGGCUCCUGCUGAUCACCAUGAGUACUAUAGCCACCCUAAGUACGAGUUCGAAUACAAAGUGGAGGACCACCACACCAAAGACAUCAAAUCUCAGCAUGAAUCUCGCGACGGUGACGUAGUGAAAGGAUAUUACAGCCUGCACGAGCCCGACGGCACCAUCAGGAUUGUCCAUUACACCGCCGACAAAAAAAGCGGAUUCAACGCGCACGUCGAGCGCAAGGGCCACGCCAAACAUGAAUACCAUUAUCAUCACUAA
This is a messenger RNA of Hyposmocoma kahamanoa, 519 nucleotides long. Its product is annotated as histidine-rich glycoprotein-like. The record is from RefSeq and is a predicted model, not a curated record. Bases 1 to 519 code for a protein of 172 amino acids. The transcript is spliced from 3 exons. Gene Ontology annotation, cellular component: extracellular matrix. Lineage: Eukaryota; Metazoa; Arthropoda; Insecta; Lepidoptera; Cosmopterigidae.